Molecule: messenger RNA, 475 nt
Organism: Notothenia coriiceps (black rockcod)
Lineage: Eukaryota; Metazoa; Chordata; Actinopteri; Perciformes; Nototheniidae
Product: myb-binding protein 1A-like protein
Exons: 4
Biological process (GO): regulation of DNA-templated transcription
Cellular component (GO): nucleolus
Molecular function (GO): sequence-specific DNA binding; RNA binding; transcription factor binding
Source: RefSeq, a predicted model, not a curated record
UUUCCUCUCAGCAGCAGCAUGUACUGAUAGACCACAGAGGGAAAUGUCUGUAGAGAUGGUGGAGCUCUCCGUGAAAACAGCGGAGCCGGUGCGCCCGGCCGGAGUCCUGCAGCAGAACCGGGUCUUCCUCGACUUCUUCUGGGACAUCGCCAAGCCCGAGCAGGAGGUCCGGCUGAAGGCCGUGGAAGACCUGAUCCAGUACCUGAAGAAAAGCGACCAGGCAGAUGAAUUGGACUACACAUUUAAAAGGCUGGUGGACGGACUGGCUCACACUCGAGAGGCAGCGAGGCCCGGCUUCAGCCUGGCUCUGGGACAGGUCCUGAGUGCCUUUGAAGAUGUUCCUCUACAGACUGUUCUCGACAGAAUCAAAGAAAAGCACAAUUUGCAGACCGUGAAAAAAAAACUUUUUAGAAAUGCUAUGUUUGGGAACUUGUUUGGCGUCCUCGCCAUUCAUCAGUCCAGCCGCCUCCCUAAA